CUUCAAUGAUGUGCAGGAAUCGAAGGAUUUGAAGGAAAGCUCAACUUUUUACCCCGGCCAAAUCAUGACAAUUCACAGAGUCCAGUGGGAGACUGUGGCACAACUCUGUGGGCUGAAAGUCUUCCCCACAUCAUUUAAAGCCCACCAGACUCGGCCCAACGGGUCUUCCUCCGCACCUCGCCGCGCCGCGCCGGCCUCCCCUCCCCUCUCCUCGCUCCCACUCUACCCCCCUCGUCGCCGACCACCACCACCAUGGCGGCCUCUCCGCCUCAUGCCUUAGCCCCGUCCCUCCAGGCCUCCUUCCUCUGCUCCCUCGCGCUCGCCUUCCUCCGGGCCGGCCGCUUCUCCGCCGCCUCCCACGUCGUCUUCUCACUCCCCGCCUCGCCUCCCGCACGCCUCCUCCGCCGCCUCAUCCCCGCCCUCGCCUCCUCGGGCCUCGCCGCCGCCGCCGUCUGCUUCCGCCCCGUCCCAGGUGACACCCUCACCCUCAACUCCAUCAUCCUCUCCUACUGUAGCCUCCGCUCGCUCCGUCCCGCGUUGAGCCUGCUCCGUUCCUCCUCGGGGCCCCAGUCGCAGUCGCAGGUCGCGGCUGACACCGUCAGCUACAACAUCUUCCUCGCUGCCCUCUCCGAGCAGGGCCACGGGAGGCUCGCGCCGCCUGUGCUCUCGGAGAUGUGCAAGCGCGGCGUGUCCUGGGACGGGGUCACCGUGAGCACGGCGCUCGUGGGGCUGUGUAGGACCGGCCUGGUCGGCGAGGCCGCGGCCUUGGCGGAGAUGUUGGUCCGAGGCCGAGGAAUUGAUGGAUUGGAUGUGGUGGGAUGGAAUGCUCUCAUUGACGGCUACUGUAAAGUCCAGGACAUGGCCGCGGCUUUGGCGGUGGUGGAGAGGAUGACAACACAAGGGGUGGCGCUUGACGUGGUGGGGUAUAAUUCCUUGGUUGCCGGGUUCUUCCACUCCGGCGAUGCUGAUGCUGCACUGGAGGUAGUGGAGAGGAUGAAGGCGGAUGGGGUGGAGCCGAAUGUGGUGACGUACACGGCCCUCAUCGGGGAGUAUUGUAAGGGGAAGGGGAUGGACGAGGCAUUCAGUUUGUACGAGGGGAUGGUCAGGUCGGGUGUGCUGCCUGAUGUGGUCACGCUCAGUGCUCUUGUCGAUGGCCUCUGCAGGGAUGGCCAGUUCUCAGAGGCAUAUGCGCUUUUCAGGGAGAUGGACAAGAUCGGAGUCGCGCCGAACCAUGUGACCUAUUGUACGCUUAUUGAUUCAUUAGCGAAAGCGCGGAGGGGCAGUGAGUCACUUGGUCUAUUGGGAGAGAUGGUUUCAAGGGGCGUGGUCAUGGAUCUGGUCAUGUAUACAGCUCUGAUGGACCGUUUAGGUAAGGAAGGGAAGAUUGAGGAAGCUAAGGAUGUGCUUCGGCAUGCUCAGUCGGAUAAUAUUACUCCCAACUUUGUAACUUACACUGUACUGGUCGAUGCACACUGCAGAGCUGGCAAUAUCGAUGGUGCAGAGCAGGUGUUGUUGCAAAUGGAGGAGAAAUCUGUUAUCCCGAAUGUUGUCACAUUCUCAUCGAUCAUCAAUGGUCUUGUUAAAAGGGGAUGCCUCGGCAAAGCAGCUGAUUAUAUGAGGAAGAUGAAGGACAGUGGCAUUGCUCCUAAUGUUGUGACUUAUGGAACACUUAUCGAUGGCUUCUUCAAGUUCCAGGGGCAAGAAGCAGCUCUUGAUGUGUACCGUGAUAUGUUGCAUGAGGGUGUUGAGGCAAACAACUUUGUCGUUGACUCACUGGUGAAUGGUUUGAGAAAGAAUGGGAAUAUAGAAGGAGCUGAAGCAUUAUUUAAAGAUAUGGAUGAACGUGGUCUGUUGCUUGACCAUGUCAAUUAUACCACCUUAAUGGAUGGGCUUUUUAAAACAGGAAACAUGCCAGCUGCUUUUAAGGUUGGUCAGGAGUUGAUGGAGAAAAACCUGUCACCUGAUGCUGUUGUCUAUAAUGUGUUUAUCAAUUGCCUUUGCACGCUUGGCAAGUUCAGUGAAGCAAAAUCCUUUUUGAAAGAGAUGAGAAAUACAGGCUUAGAACCUGAUCAAGCAACAUAUAACACUAUGAUUGCUGCACGGUGCAGGGAAGGAAAGACCUCCAAAGCUCUAAAGCUACUGAAAGAAAUGAAGCGGAAUUCAAUAAAGCCUAAUCUAAUCACAUAUACUACACUUGUUGUGGGCCUUCUUGAGGCCGGGGUUGUGAAAAAGGCAAAAUUUUUGCUAAAUGAGAUGGCUUCUGCUGGAUUCGCUCCGACCUCUCUGACUCAUCAAAGGGUGCUGCAAGCAUGUUCUGGAAGCCGGAGGCCAGAUGUGAUUUUGGAAAUUCAUGAGUUGAUGAUGGGUGCUGGUCUUCAUGCUGAUAUCACUGUCUAUAAUACACUCGUGCAUGUUUUGUGUUGCCAUGGAAUGGCAAGGAAUGCUACAGUUGUUUUGGAUGAAAUGUUGACGAGAGGAAUUGCACCAGACACUAUCACAUUCAAUGCUCUCAUUCUUGGCCAUUGUAAGAGCAGCCAUCUGGAUAAUGCAUUUGCAAUCUAUGCUCAGAUGCUUCAUCAAGGGCUCUCACCUAAUAUAGCUACAUUUAACACACUUCUGGGUGGCCUUGAGUCUGCUGGUAGAAUUGGCGAAGCGGAUACUGUUCUCAGUGAUAUGAAGAAGGUGGGCCUUGAGCCCAAUAAUCUCACCUAUGAUAUACUGGUGACAGGAUAUGCAAAGAAAAGCAACAAAGUUGAAGCACUGAGGCUGUAUUGUGAGAUGGUGAGUAAAGGCUUUAUUCCCAAAGCAAGCACGUAUAAUUCACUCAUGAGUGACUUUGCUAAAGCUGGAAUGAUGAAUCAAGCUAAAGAAUUGUUCAGUGAGAUGAAAAGGAGAGGAGUUUUACACACAUCAUCAACUUAUGAUAUCCUUUUGAAUGGAUGGUCAAAGCUUAGAAAUGGAAUUGAGGUAAGAAUACUUCUCAAAGAUAUGAAAGAGCUAGGAUUUAAACCAUCUAAAGGCACUAUCAGUUCUAUGUCCAGAGCAUUUUCAAGGCCGGGCAUGACUGGGGAAGCUCGACGUUUACUUAAGACCCUUUUCAAGGUUUAGGGGAAAAAGAUGAAGUGUCAAUUUAUUAUCUGCCUAGGAUGGUCUAGUGAGAUGAUUCUCCCAGAACUUUACAGUUGCAAGAAGGGUUUCUAACUGUUGGAGUGUCUUACAGCUAGGCCAGAAAUGCCAUCAUGCAUAAAGAGUUGUUCAGUGAGAUGAAAAGGAGAGGAGUUUUACAUGCUUCCUGAACUUAUGAUACCCUUUUGAAUGGAUGGUCAAAGCUUAGAAAUGGAACUGAGGUAAGAAUACUUCUCAAAGAUAUGAAAGAGGUAGAAUUUAAACCAUCCAAAGGCACUAUCAGUUCUAUGUCCAGAGCAUUUUCAAGGCCGGACAUGACUUGGGAAGCUCGACGUUUACUUGAGACCCUUUUCAAGGUUUAGGGGAAAAAAUGAAGUGUCAAUAUAUUACUGCCUACGAUAGUCUAAUGAGAUGAUUCUCCCAGAACUUUACAGUUGCAAGAAGGGGUCCUAACUGAAGUAUCUUCCAGCUAGGCCAGAUAUGUUGUUUCGUGCAUAAAGAGAUCAUAGCAAAUGCAGGUGUUUCAGAAGAACAGUUUGAUGUCCUGACUGGUAGGUGUUUCAGAAGAACAGUUUGAUGUCUUGACUUACACUGGCUAACAAGCUGAAACCCAAAAAUGUAUACUUGUGCUAUACUCUACCCCUGGACAGAAAGGUGUUGGGCAUUUUGUUACUCAGGGUUUAUGGACUGAAGCACCACCAAUGAACUAAAUGCAUAUGAGGUUGAGACUGUUUUACACUGUUUCAAAUCUGUGUUGAUUGGUGACCUCCUACAGUUGUUAAUGGCUUGGAUGACAUAAGUAAACUUGGCUUUCUGCUAACCAGCUUAUUGACUGCUUGCACUUCCAUAAAGUUGAGUUUCCACGAGCAUGAUCAUCAGAACAUGUUUUAUGUGCAUACCAUAGAUGGAGAAGAGCUAUUUUUGGAACACAUUCAUGUGCAGCACUGCAGCUGCAGAAUCACGGCAUUGGAUGUUUUGGUUUGAUGCAGUUUUGAUCCUCCCCUACUGCAUUGAGGCACUGACUUGGCAGUUGGCACGAUGAACUUACAUUUGGUCGCUGGAUGUUCGGCCUGGGAGACAGUCUUGGAGGAAGCCCAUCUCUCUCUAGAUGAAAUGUAUGAGAGUGAGCUAGCUCAUUUGUCUUUCGCUUUAGCAAAAUAUGGUCAGAGCUAGUGACCUUCAGCCAUGGAAGCUGUCACAGAGACAGGAGUGAUUGAGGCGGCAAAAUAUUUCCACUGUCCUUGCGCAGAGGCAAUGGACACCGGCAGUGGCUAUUACUCUGAUCGUGGAUCCAAUGCGCCCUGGUGAAAUUGAUCGCUGUUGUCAAGUCCUCCAUCAUCAGCAAAUUCUUGCUUUACAUAUUAAAAAGGCAAUAGAUUAUAUCUGCACUCCAGCUAGAUGGAUUCCCAUCAUAUGUGAUAUGUAUACCUUGAUCACGCAUAUAUCAGCUUAACGCGUUACACUUUCUUUGUUAAAAAAAUCUGAAUUCUGAUGAUGAGAAACUACUACUGAUAGUAGUGAUUGUGGUUUGCCACAAA
This is a messenger RNA of Sorghum bicolor (sorghum), 4664 nucleotides long. RefSeq names its product pentatricopeptide repeat-containing protein At5g14770, mitochondrial. The coding region runs from base 253 to 3108 and encodes 951 amino acids. The transcript is spliced from 5 exons. The record is from RefSeq and is a predicted model, not a curated record. Gene Ontology annotation, molecular function: protein binding. Lineage: Eukaryota; Viridiplantae; Streptophyta; Magnoliopsida; Poales; Poaceae.